Molecule: messenger RNA, 3249 nt
Organism: Petromyzon marinus (sea lamprey)
Lineage: Eukaryota; Metazoa; Chordata; Hyperoartia; Petromyzontiformes; Petromyzontidae
Product: protein Wnt-7b-like
Biological process (GO): canonical Wnt signaling pathway; cell fate commitment; positive regulation of JNK cascade
Cellular component (GO): extracellular region
Molecular function (GO): cytokine activity; frizzled binding
Source: RefSeq, a predicted model, not a curated record
UUGACGAGGUGUGUUGAGUCUCGUGCGUGUGCGCCCUCUGUUAACGCAGCAGCCGCAGUAGGAUCGCCAAAUUAUAAUUCGAGACAACUCUGGCCAUCAGACUUACGCGGGUGUCAUUAGAGGCACACUAAUUUGCGGUGAGAUAUUGACGUUAUUAGAUAAAUAGCUGCUUUGGACCGUUAUUACGCAUUUGGCCGUUAAAAUAAUUGCAUAGCAUUCAAUCGCACGCGUCAUCAUUAGCCACGAAGCUUCAGUGGAUGUAUGCAAACUGCAUGCGCACGUACACAAUGAUUAUUUAUGUUUGUAUUAUAAUAGUUUGAAUGUUACAGUCCUUUGUCAAUCAACUGCUGGAUGAAGGCCUCCUCCGCACGCCGGGUUUAAACAUGGGUGUUGUUCGACCAUACUUCACCGCUCUGGUCACUGCGAGUUGGUGAACACGGAGCCUUCGGACCAGUUCAGACAUCGUUCGCCACCGAUGUUAUAGCCACGGUCGGGAAUCGAACUCGGGUGGGUCUAGGUUCAAUGCACAUCGCACGAAGCACUGUUCCCACUGCCUCCUCCACACAAUGUACAACAUGUGAAUACGCAUCCGAAGUGUGCAGAGCGCGCGUAUACGAACAGCGCAUUCGGACAAAGCGAAGAACAAAACGAAAUCAAAACAAAAUCACGGAUAGGCAGAUUGUUCCGCGGUGGUGAGCACUGAGCACCAGGCUGUGCUCGAUCACUGUGAUUCAGAACAUGAACCGCGCCGAGCCUCAAGACCGGUUUCCAGGAGGGGUUCUGCAAUUAGCGUGUUUGUAUAAUUCACGAUGCGUUUAUUUGUAUUGUUGGCGAUUAGAAAAGGAAAGGGAACGUACACAACUCCGUACAGAUGGCGCCGUGCGCUUCUCUCUCGAAUCAUUCGGGCGAGGCUUAGUCGACCACGAGAGAAGCGAACGUUUCAUCCUCGGAGAAGGAGCUCGAGAAGUACACGGAACGGCUCGUGAGACGCGUGCUGUACUGUGGUCAGCGCUUUUGCGCUGAUGCUGAAUUCCCCCACCCAUCACCCUUUCGCUCGCUCGCUCACUCACUCACCCACCCACCCCUCCACUCUCGACUCUGACAGGUGGUCUGGCUGCGGUGGGGAGGGGAAGGUAGGGGAAGAGGCGAGAGAGCGAGGGAGGGAGUGGACGGGAGCAACUGUUGAGGUGCACGCCCAGACACACCGCGCGCACACAGCCAGCGAUGAUGAUGAUGAUAUAGUCGUCUCUCUCGCUCGCUCGUUCGCUCUCCUGCGCGCGCGCGCAACACGCGGACACGCGCGCAUUAACCUGGCCACGUGCGCGCGCACGGACACACACACAGAGAGAUACACACACACAGACAGACACACACGGGCACACACACUCACCUACACACUCGCUCACUUACACAAUUACUCCACUCAGAACAAAUGUCAAUCGCGGCUUUGCGGUUUUUUGCGCGCGCCACGGUUUAGCUAUUAAACACCGGCCGAGAGACGGAGAAGACGAAUAAUAAGUAGAAUUUUUUUUCUAAAAAAAAGCAAGACGUAGAAGAAAGAAGGUGGGGGGGGUGGUGGAGGGGGUGCGGCGGGUGGUGAUGGUGGGUUGUGGUAGUGGUGGUGGUGCCAGUGGUGGUACUACAAAACAAGCGACUUAAAACUAUUAACAAAGUUACAUCAGCGCUUUUGCGCGCGCUCGUCUCUAUAUAUACGAGGCCGCGGCUGCCGCUGCGGCGUCUGCAGACCGAAUGCGGAUCACGUCGGACGAAAGAACCGGGGCGACAAUCAGCGAGUCAUGCGGAGACAGCGCGUGGAGGAGACGACAGAAGAGCGAUCUCUCCACCGAGGGACGAAAACUGUUUGAGCAGCGCCGAGCUGCGUGACUGAACCGGGACACAGUCGCGCCCUUAGCAGCACAACGAGAGACAACCCACCCGGCUGCAUCAUUAUCAGCAGCAAGCAAGCAUCAAGACACCUCGGACGCUCAACUCGCAUCAGCAGUCGACCCGUGCGAGCACACACCGCGAACUGCCACGCGCGAGCUGGUCGGCAACACGGACAGCAUCAUGUAUGCGCGCAUCCGCCGCUGGAUACUGCAUUGCCUCCUGACUGUUGCGGUCUUCUACUUUCGCAUAGGGGCACUUUCCACGGUCAUGGCACUGGGCGCCAACAUCAUCUGCAACAAGAUCCCGGGACUGGCACCACGGCAGCGGGCACUGUGCCAGAGCCGUCCGGACGCGAUCAUCGUGAUCGGCGAGGGCGCGCAGCUGGGAAUCAGCGAGUGCCAGCACCAGUUCCGAUUCGGCCGCUGGAAUUGCUCGGCGCUGGGUGAGAAGACGGUGUUCGGCCAGGAGCUCAAAGUUGCAGGCAGCCGAGAAGCGGCCUUCACGCACGCGGUGCUCUCGGCCGGAGUCGCGUACGCCAUCACGGCGGCGUGCAGCCAGGGCAACCUGAGCGAGUGCGGCUGCGACCGCGCCAAGCAGGGCUUCUACAACGCGCAGGAGGGCUGGCGCUGGGGCGGCUGCUCUGCCGACCUUCGCUACGGCCUCGAGUUCUCGCGACUCUUCGUGGACGCGCGCGAGGUCAAGCAGAACGCGCGCACGCUCAUGAAUCUGCACAACAACGCCGCAGGGCGCAAGGUGCUGGAGGAGAAGAUGAAGCUGGAGUGCAAGUGCCACGGCGUGUCGGGUUCGUGCACCACCAAGACGUGCUGGACCACGCUGCCCAAGUUCCGCGAGGUGGGCUACGCGCUCAAGGACAAGUACGACGAGGCGGUCCACGUGGAGCCGGUGCGCGCCAGCCGCUACCGCUACCCCGUCUUCCUCAAGGUGAAGCGCUCGCGCGCCUACCGCAAGCCGCUCGACACGGAGCUCGUGUUCACCGAGCGCUCGCCCAACUACUGCGAGGAAGACCAGCUGACGGGGAGCGUGGGCACGCGCGGCCGCCUCUGCAACCGCACGUCGCCGCACGCCGACGGCUGCGACCUGCUGUGCUGCGGCCGCGGCUACAACACGCACCAGUACACGCGCGCGUGGCAGUGCAACUGCAAGUUCCACUGGUGCUGCUACGUGCGCUGCAGCACGUGCAGCGAGAGGACAGAGGAGUACACGUGCAAGUGACGGCGGCGGCGGCGGCGGAUCGCUCGCUCGCUCGCUCGCUCGCUGGGACGCUGGCCCCGACUCUCCCGCAGGCUCGAUCGCUCGCCCUGUCGAUAGUCGGCUGUGCCCCCCUUCACCCCCGCCCCCCCC